Betta splendens (Siamese fighting fish) is the source of this 716-nucleotide messenger RNA. It is a transcript of the gene triap1, whose product is annotated as TP53 regulated inhibitor of apoptosis 1. The record is from RefSeq and is a predicted model, not a curated record. The coding region runs from base 130 to 348 and encodes 72 amino acids. NCBI's taxonomy places the organism in Eukaryota, Metazoa, Chordata, Actinopteri, Anabantiformes, Osphronemidae. The transcript has a single exon.
AAUCGCAUUUUGUGAUUCAAGGAGAGUCGCGUGUCACUUCCUGGUGUGGAAGCUGCGUGUUGCUGUGAAAAUACUUGACUAAUUCUCCCUAUUUUGUUUGUCCCUCAUCUCCGGGGCUUUUCAGCGAACAUGAACAGUGUCGGCGAGGCCUGCACCGACUUAAAGCGGGAAUAUGACCAGUGCUUCAACCGCUGGUUUGCCGAGAAGUUCCUGAAGGGGGACCGAAGCGGCGACCCGUGCACCGAGACUUUCCAGAAGUAUCAGCGCUGCGUUCAGAGGGCCAUCAAGGAGAAGGAGAUCCCGAUCGACGGGGUGGAGUUUAUGGGUCCCAACAAAGACAAACCGUAGAAACUCGCGCCGAUCAUCGGUGCCGAUAUCGAUACAGCACGCUGAUGGGAGUUUGGCUACGAGGCCCACUGAGCAUGCGCACAUGCGGGACGGCCGCAAAGAGAAGGCAGAACCUGAACCGGGCUCUUUUCUGGACUGGUUUCCUGUUUAGUGCUUCUUUUAGGCUUAGUGCAACACGAUGAACGUUUUAAGGUACUCGUCCAGCUGGAACUGUUUAAACUCAGAUGACCAGAGAAGUGACUAAUGUUCAAGGCUGCACCUGUGGCUGUAAACUACGGAACGACAAAUAGUUCAGUACAAUGAACACAUCAGGAUAUAGUGUAAAGUGUGUUCAUGAGCUUUUUAUUAAAAGGCUUGUUGUAAAUUUC